Juglans regia (Persian walnut) is the source of this 2424-nucleotide messenger RNA. RefSeq names its product ubiquitin C-terminal hydrolase 22-like. Lineage: Eukaryota; Viridiplantae; Streptophyta; Magnoliopsida; Fagales; Juglandaceae. The record is from RefSeq and is a predicted model, not a curated record. Gene Ontology annotation, molecular function: cysteine-type deubiquitinase activity; zinc ion binding. Gene Ontology annotation, biological process: protein deubiquitination. The transcript is spliced from 3 exons. The coding region runs from base 506 to 2158 and encodes 550 amino acids.
ACUGGGACAAAGUUCCGACAUUGAGGGCAAUGAUUUCCCAAAAAUGUUUACCUCCACCGGAUGAAAAUCGAAAUUCCUCAAACAGCGACGGUUCAGAUUUGUCCAAAAAAUUAAUGUACUCGCCGCAGCGCCGCACUGGGUCCAUUACCUCGGCAUUCAGCAGGCGCUUCGCUUGGGGGGCUUCACUAAUCAGAAGUUGAGAGAUUGUUAAAGAACCUUCUUCUUCCCUUCUUCAUCAAGUCAUUCCCAAACAGACCUUUACUUCUCUCUCUUUCUCUAGAUCGGUACAACCAAAACAACUACAAAAUCAAAGGCCAUACUCUUCAAAUCCAAUAUCAAAUCCUAUUCGUAAUCCUUUUUUUUUUCAAUAAUUCCAUUGAAAAAUUGAAUCUUCUUUUGAGAUUACUGAAUUAUUGUUAUUAUUUAUAAUAUCGACAGCUUUUCUUAACAAUUUUUCUUUUUCGUGAUCUGCAACAAAUCAAAGUCUCUUUCAAUCUUCAUCAACAUGACCACAGGAAACCCUUCGUACACAAACCCAAAACCCUGCAAGCACCUUGCAGAUUACAAGCUUAACCAUGGCUUGAGUGGCUAUAAAUCCCUCCAAAAGCACCUCAAGACCGCCCCGCAUGGGAAAACAAGUGUUGGGAAACCCAGCACAAAGACACCCAGAUGCAUAUCUUGUGAUGGGUUUCAAGGUAGACUCUAUUUUUGCCUGAUUUGCUCCUCAGUCUCAUGUUUGGACCAUAACCUUUUGCAUACCCAGUCUGAGGUUGGUCAUGAUGUGGCUGUAGACAUUGAAAGGGCGGAGCUUUAUUGCUGUGUGUGCUGUGAUCAGGUCUAUGACCCUGAUUUUGAUAAGGCUGUAAUGUCCAAGCACAUCAUGGGCAUCACAGGAGACAAGAAUGGUGAUGAAAGUAUUGGAAAGAGAUUGGUUAAGAGGAGGAGAUUGGGCUCGGGUGUAGUUGAAGAAUUGGUGGAUUCGAAGAUAUCUAAACAGUUAAUUUCCAUGAGAGAUCGGAGGGCGAAAUCUUGUUAUCCAUUGGGUUUGAGAGGAUUGAAUAAUCUUGGGAAUACUUGUUUCAUGAACUCUGUGUUGCAAGCAUUGCUACAUGCACCUCCUUUCAGGAAUUACUUCUUGAGUGGAGGGCAUAAUCACGAAACUUGUCGGAAAAGAUCGGUGGAUCAGCUGUGCUUAUCUUGUGACAUUGAUGUCGUUUUCUCGGCUGCGUUUUCAGGUGAUCGGGCACCAUAUAGCCCUGCUCAGUUUCUUUACAGUUGGUGGCAGCAUUCAGCAAACCUGGCAAGUUAUGAGCAGAAGGAUGCUCACGAGUUCUUCAUUUCAGUCUUAGAUGGGAUCCACGAGAAGGAGGUAAAAUCAAGGAACCAAAAUAGAGAUAAUGGAGAUUGCCAGUGUAUUGCUCAUGGGGUAUUCUCUGGACUAUUGAGAUCAGAUGUCACGUGCAUGACCUGUGGAUUCACAUCAACAACUUUUGACCCUUGUGUGGACAUCUCACUUGACCUGGACACAAGCAAUUUCCCUCCAAAAAAUACAGCUAACAAGUCAAUCAAACCAGAUGCAAACAGCAGUAUGUCUACUCUUCUGGGUUGUUUGGAUUUGUUCACAAGGCAGGAAAAGUUGGGAUCGGACUCAAAACUUUACUGUCAAAACUGUCAAGAAAGGCAAGACUCGGCGAAACAAAUGUCCAUAAAGAGGCUCCCUUUGGUGUUGUGUUUGCAUAUUAAACGAUUUGAGCAUUCACCUGUUACAAAAAUGUCGAGAAAAAUUGACCGCUAUUUGCAGUUUCCUCUCUCCUUGGAUAUGACACCAUAUUUAUCCUCCUCAGUUGUCAGAAACAGAUUUGGGAAUAGAAUCUUUGCUUUCGAGAGUGGCGAAUCAGAUAUUUCUGCAGAAUUUGAGAUUUUUGCGGCGGUUACUCAUGCAGGAACGCUUGAAUCUGGCCAUUAUGUUAAUUUUCUGCGCUUAAGAAACCAAUGGUACAAAUGUGAUGAUGCAUGGAUUAAUGAGGUUGACGAGGGGAUGGUGAGAGCUUCGCAGUGCUAUAUGAUGUUCUACGUGCAAAAAUCGCUUUACCAGAAAGCCAAUGAGGAUUGGAGCCACCUGCCGAUUUCCCCAAGGAGAAACAUGUUUGGCCAGUGAGAAGUGGGGGAGAAAGAAAAGACUUCUUUGUUGAUGGGUUGCUUUCAGGGUUCAGCCAUGAAAGACAUCAUAAUUAACUGUUUAUCAAGGUUUAGCCAUGAAAGGCAUCAACAAAUGCAGAAUAGGAUGAUCAAUAAUUUGAAAAGAGAUGCUCAUUUUCAAAUUCCUCUAAAUAUGAUUUAUUAAAUAGCUGCACAGGUGAUUGAUUGGCUGUAUAUAGGGUGACUUCCUUGAUUGGAUAGUGAAAGUGUUUCGUCUCGUCUUAU